Fomitiporia mediterranea MF3/22 is the source of this 1963-nucleotide messenger RNA. Its product is annotated as FAD/NAD-binding domain-containing protein. The transcript has 11 exons. Lineage: Eukaryota; Fungi; Basidiomycota; Agaricomycetes; Hymenochaetales; Hymenochaetaceae. Gene Ontology annotation, molecular function: NADP binding; flavin adenine dinucleotide binding; N,N-dimethylaniline monooxygenase activity. Bases 224 to 1897 code for a protein of 557 amino acids. The record is from RefSeq and is a predicted model, not a curated record.
AAAUGCCGUAUCCGUAUAAUACGGUACGGGACCGAGCCCUACUGAAGAGGCGUAACUGCACUUUACUAACGAUCGUACAAUCCUCCGAUCAGCGAUCGAGCUUGAUUUUUUCAUAGCCGGUCGAUCGGGGUCGCAUGUGUUUUGCAUCCGUUAAUAUAAAAGUAGAUCACGGACACGUAUGACAUCUUGUGCCUGUUAGCACUUCGAGCAGUCUAAUCCCGCCAUGUCGUUCAACAAAGAGAAGCCUCGGGUUGGCAUUAUCGGGAGCGGAGUCGGAGGCCUGUCCAUGGCCAUUGCCCUUAAGAAGAAACUCAACUUUGACAACUUCCUUAUAUUUGAGAAGGAGUCAGAUAUUGGAGGGACAUGGCGAGACAACACUUAUCCAGGUUGCUCGUCUGAUGUAGCCGGGCACUGGUACUGUCUCUCUUCCGAACCGAACCCCAACUGGUCAUCCCUGUUCGUCCUUCAGCCUGAGAUUCUCGCCUACUGGCAAGGUCUCGUCAACAAAUAUGGAUUGCGAAAAUACGUCGUUCUGAAUACAACUGUUUUGAAUGCCGUAUGGGACGAUGCUGCACAACACUAUCGGCUGACGCUACGUGAUUCGAAGACGGGUGAGGAGCGUGAAGAAGUAGUCGAGGCACUCGUCAGUGCCUCCGGGGGUUUCACUGAGCCGCAUUAUCCUAGUGACAUUCCAGGGAUGAAAGACUUUAAGGGUCCAAUGUUCCAUUCUGCACGAUGGCGGAAGGACGUGGAAUUAUCCGGGAAGACCGUCGGUGUCGUCGGCAAUGCAGCAUCAGCAGUCCAGCUCGUUCCGAGGAUAUCGGAAGAUCCGUCUGUGAAAGUCAUUAACUUCUGCAGAACUCCAAAUUGGUUCGCGUUCCGAGAUAACUACAAGUAUCCGGCUUGGGCUAAAUGGAUAUUCGCUCACGUACCUGGCGUGAUGUGGGCAUACCGCACGUUCCUCUUCGCUCGUUAUGACUUAUCAUACUUAAUUUUCCGAAAUGAGAACAAACGAAUGCAAGCAACGGCGCGUAAGUUAUUGACUAGGGAGCUCAAGAAGCGAGCACCUAAGGAAUAUGUCGACAACCUUGUCCCUUCAUACCCACCCGGAUGCAGACGAAUCGUCAUCGAGCCAGGAUACCUAAAAGCUUUACAUAAGCCGAACGUAUCACUCAACUGGGAUGGUAUCGCUAGGUUUGAACCCGAUGGCCUCGUUACGAAAACGGGUCAGAAGAUACCUUUGGAUGUGAUUGUUUUGGCUACUGGUUUCCUCGUUUGCAGGAUUAUGACCGAUGUGAAAGGACUAGGAGGAUUGACUCUAUCUCAAUACUUCGAUUCUAAGGGCGGGCCGACUGCGUAUCUGGGAACAACCGUCCCUGGGUUCCCCAACUUCUUUACAAUCUUAGGCCCAAACAUCGCAACGGGCCACGCAUCUGUAAUCUUCAGCGAAGAGGCCCAAAUCAACUACAUCGUCCAACUCCUUGCACCAAUCCUCUCGCAUUCCGCGUCUUCCUUCACCGUCCGUUCCUCAGUCACAGACGCCUUCAACGACCGCAUCCAGAAGCGCCUCCGGUCGUCCGUCUUUGCCGCGUGCACGUCGUACUACCGUGCAGGGUUGGACGGAGCGGGGAAGAACGUGGCAAUUUGGCCGGGACCUGUGACAGCGUAUUGGUGGGAGACGAGGAAGGUUCGGUGGAGCGAUUAUGAGGCGAAGGGCGCUGAGAAGUGGGAGAGUGAGAGGAGGAGGAGUAAUGUGAUGAAGGUGCUGGUUUUGAUUGCUGCAGUGCUACUGCUGGCUGCAGGGACGCAACCUUCAAUAAGGAGUACUGUACUCGCCUUCCUUGCACCUGCAUUGGCAAAGGUGCAAGAAUUCCUUCCGCGCCUUGCCUUUCGUUAGAUUUUUUUACUUUUGGAUUGGAUCGUAGAAAAUCUACAUCACAAUAUAAAUAGAUGGAAACGGUUA